Messenger RNA from Enterobius vermicularis (human pinworm), 1326 nucleotides. The record is from the annotation of a GenBank genome assembly. NCBI's taxonomy places the organism in Eukaryota, Metazoa, Nematoda, Chromadorea, Rhabditida, Oxyuridae.
AUGGUGGUUGCAGAAGACACGUAUCCGUUACACAAGGCUGCUUUUUAUAAUGACGUCGAUACAAUUUCCACUUUGUUGGAGAACGUUUCAGGCGUCGACAUUCAAAGGCAGGAUAUGCAUGGAAAUACAGCGCUGCAUAUUUCAACGAUGUUAGGCCAUCAAGAAGCCACAUUGAUGUUGCUGGCUCACAAUGCUCCAGUAAGCAAAAAAAAUGGUGACGGUUGGAACUGCUUGAUAGAAGCAGUCAGCUAUGGCAACAGAGAAAUAAUUACAUCGAUGUUACGGAAGUUGAAAGCGCAGUCAAAACAAGAUAUGUUAAAGCGGAAACCGCAUUUGUUGAAAGUGCUAUCAGAAUUUGGAGACUUCUAUCUUGAACUGAAGUGGGAUUUCCAUAGUUGGAUUCCACUGCUGUCGAAAGUGUUGCCUUCGGAUUUGUGCAAAAUUUAUAAGCGAGGAACGUCUCUUCGUUUGGAUACAACUCUUGUGGACUUAAAUGACCGGUCUUUUGAGCGCGGAGAUAUAUCGUUUAUCUAUAAUUCUGGAACAGAAAAAAAGCCGUCGCGGUUUUUCAUUUUAGACAAUUACGCCAAGGUCUUCCAAAGAGUGAAGAAUGAAGAUAUUGAGUCAGAGAUUGAGGACGAAGUUGACUUACUUAUGUCGUCAGACAUGGUGAACGUUCAUAUGUCUACAAAACCCAUAACAUUUGAACGCACCUUUGCGGGUUGGCUGUUUCGUCAUGAAAAAUGUGAGAAGGUUGGUGAGUACAAUGCCAGUUUUUAUGCCGUGCGAGGAAUGUCUCUUGUUACUAAAAAACGGAGGGAACACUUAAGCGCUGAAGAUGUUAAGAAAAACAAAGCUCUGAUAAAAAGUUUAGCCGCUGGCUCAGCUAUGUUGGAAGAAGAACUUAAAUGUUCGUCGUGUAGAGAAAGCUUAGAACCUCCUGAACGUACAGCUGUUACUUGGGACGAAUAUAUUAAUGCUCUGCCAAAAGAACCUCCUCGUUUGGGACGCCCAAUGGUUUUAAAGCAAUCGUCUAAAAAUUUCAAUGCCUUUGUGGCUAUGAGUGACGAAUUUCCUCUCAGGGUUGAUGUACUGCUUGAUAUUUUGGAAGUAGUCGCACCAUUUAAGCAUCUGAGCAAGCUGCGUGACUUUUGUCAACUUAGGAUGCCACCUGGAUUCCCUGUUAAAAUUGAAAUACCUCUACUUCCAACAAUAACCGCUAAAGUCACUUUCCAAAAGUUCGCAUUUCGAAACGAUUUGACGUCACAAAUGUUCCAAGUUCCUUCCUACUACCGUGAAGAUCCUAGCCGUUUUAAAGAUCUGUAA